AUGGGAAUAGACACGAUAGCUACCACAUCAACAGACAAUAUGAAUACACAAACAAUUUUCGUUUCCGGUGCAACUGGAUUUAUCGCACAACAUUUAAUCCUUCAAUUACUUGCAAAAGGUUAUAAGGUUGUUGGUUCAGUUAGAUCUAUUGCCAAGGGUGAGAACUUGCAACAGAAUAUGAAUUCCAAGAAUUUUAACUACGAGAUCGUGGAAGAUCUUCAAAAAGAAGGUGCGUUUGAAACUGCUUUAUUAAAGCAUCCAGAUGUAACGGUUUUCAUCCAUACAGCUUCUCCAGUUACAUUUGACUCAGAUGAUGUGGAGAAGGACUUGUUGUUUCCUGCCAUUAACGGUACCAAGAACGUCCUUGCCGCCAUUAAAAAUGUAUCCCCUCAGAUUACUAGGGUGGUCAUCACUUCUUCAAUCGCGGCAAUUAUGAAUCCUGAUCAUGAUCCAACCAUUAUGGUUGAUGAAUCUACUUGGAAUCCAACUACUUGGGAACUUGCCAAGAUUAAUGGAUGUUUUGGAUAUUUUGCAUCCAAAAAAUUUGCUGAAAGAGCUGCUUGGGAAUUUCUUGAAAGUGAACGGCCAAACUUUACCCUUACAACCAUUAAUCCAGCAUUUGUAUUCGGACCACAGGCGUUUGAUUCAGAAGUUACCUCGAAAUUGAAUCUUUCCAAUGCAAUUAUUAGUGACUUGUUGAAGAUAAAACCGGGUGAGCCGGUUCCAGAUAAACUGGACCCUUCUAUUGAUGUUAGAGAUGUCGCCACCGCUCAUAUUAUUGCGAUUGAAAAAAUUGAAGCCAUUGGUAAGAGAAUUAUUUUAAAGAAUGAAGAUUAUUCUAAUCAAUUAAUUUUGGAUGCAAUCAAUAAAGGAGUUCCAGAAUUGAGAGGGAAGAUAGCAAUUGGCACUCCUGGUACCAAAAAGCCUUUAAAUUUUUUCAAUGACCAAAAGUCAAGACAAUUGCUUGGUUUGAAUUACACAAGCCUUGAAACAAGUGUCAUUGAAACUGUCAGACAAUUCAUUAAAUACCAAAAGUAA
Messenger RNA from [Candida] anglica, 1038 nucleotides. The record is from the annotation of a GenBank genome assembly. NCBI's taxonomy places the organism in Eukaryota, Fungi, Ascomycota, Pichiomycetes, Serinales, Debaryomycetaceae.